Messenger RNA from Rhineura floridana, 1476 nucleotides. It is a transcript of the gene SYT13, whose product is annotated as synaptotagmin 13. The transcript has 6 exons. Bases 178 to 1476 code for a protein of 432 amino acids. NCBI's taxonomy places the organism in Eukaryota, Metazoa, Chordata, Lepidosauria, Squamata, Rhineuridae. The record is from RefSeq and is a predicted model, not a curated record. Gene Ontology annotation, biological process: regulation of calcium ion-dependent exocytosis; calcium-ion regulated exocytosis; regulation of dopamine secretion. Gene Ontology annotation, molecular function: calcium-dependent phospholipid binding; calcium ion binding; syntaxin binding.
AGGUUAUCUGAUCAUCUAGCACUGCAGGAGCAAUCCACUAGUUUCUUGUGAAUCACUUUACUGCUAGGCAAGAUCUACUGCACUCUCCCACAGAGGCUGAGACCAGGCAAAAUUCUGCAAGGAGAUGAAUGAGAAUCAUGCUGCCUGAGUAAAGUUGUGGCUUCCUAGUCUGAGACGAUGGUUUUAUCUGUGCCAGUGAUUGCUCUGGGAGCUACCUUGGGGACUGCUACUAGCAUCCUUGUCUUAUGCGGUCUCACCUGCUUAUGCAAAUGUAAGCGACCUGGAAAAGGAUCCUCAGACAAGGAACAAGAUCUGGAUCCAGAGAAUGCCAAACCCAGUGUGCUUCAGACCGUGCAGGAGUUCAAUGUUGAGAAGACGGCAGAAGCUAUACAGCCCAGGGCAAUCCUAAAGUUUCCCCAUAUCUAUGGCCCAAAGCCAGUAGUGACUACCUCGGAAAUUGUUAACUUUCCAGAUUAUACCCUAAAGACAAUGGAAGAACCAAGCAAGGUGAAACCUACAGUUCUGGAUGAAAAAAGGAUAAACAUACAAGUCAAUGAAGAGCUAUUCAUUCUUCCUCAAAAUGGUGGGGUGAAAGAUGUAUGCGUCACUGAGCGUCUGAGCCCUGAAAAAGCUGGUGGCUGCAACCAGGUCCCAGAACUUCGCUAUUCUCUUGGCUACAACCAACAGAAAGAUGCAUUGUGUGUCACUUUUCUUGAAGGUAGGGUGCCUGUAUCUUUGCAUGUUACCAGAGACCAGAACAAUGGCUGUGAUUGCUACAUCCUUGGCACUUUGGUGAGCAAGUCUGGCACUACAGAAGCUCAAACUGUGUUGAAGAAGCAGCAGCCCCAUAUUGUCUGGGAGGAAGCUCUACUGUUUUCAGUAAAGGAGGAGGAGCUACCUGAGGGGAUGCUGACACUCACCUUGAGAAACUGUGACAAGUUCUCUAGGCACAGCAUUAUUGGGGAAAUUAAACUGAGUCUGGCUAAUGUGAGCGAUCUGUAUGGAACAGUGCACUGUGAGAAGAUGAAAACAUUUGACAAGGAUCCAGAUGCAGGCUAUGGAGAAGUUCUCCUUUCCAUCAGCUAUCUCCCUGCAGCAAACCGGCUACUUGUGGUGCUCAUAAAGGCCAAGAAUCUCCAUUCCAAACAGCUGAAAGAGCUCCUUGGGAAGGAUAUAUCUGUCAAAGUGACACUGAAGCACCAGUCCCUGAAACUGAAAAAGAAGCAGACAAAGCGUGCCAAACACAAGAUCAACCCGGUCUGGAAUGAAAUGAUUAUGUUUGAGGUGCCCCAUGAUUUGCUCUGUGCCUCCAGCGUGGAGCUGGAGAUGCUAAGCCAGGAUGGUGAUGGGCAGAACCACUUACUGGGGAAGUGCAGCAUUGGCCUGCAUGCUACUGGCACUGAGAGGAACCACUGGGAGGAGAUGCUGAGGAACCCCAGGAGGCAGAUUGCUAUGUGGCACCAGCUACACAUGUAG